CCGCAUGCCUGCUGCUGCUAUGCUUGCCCGAACAAGUGUCCUGAGUGUUGUCGUUGGUUGCACGCUUGACUGAAGACAUGGCGAAUAAUGAGCAAGCAAAUCGUGAACGCAAGGAAGCGGCAAGAGGUCACGCGCGUGCUCGGUCGAAGGGUGUCUUUGGACGCUUUGGUGUCAUGCAGGGCAAAUUGGACAGAAAACGCGCGCAUCUCUUCAAAUGCCGAUCGCACAGCACAAAUUUGACCGACCGACCUUGGGCGGCCCAACAGCCACCACGAGAAAGGUCGCAGCCGAGGAUUGACACGCGCGGGGAGAGGUUGCGGCGCAUCACCCUGGUUGAGUUCAUGGCUAGUCACGACUCACGAGGCUCGCAUCUACACGCACACCAGCGAUUAGCUUUGUGCUGAGUCACACCUCACUCAGACUCUUUGAACUCUUUGAUUGUCCUCCACAGCACAAAGCACGUCGACUCUCGGCUGAUAUCCAACGGAGGGUGCCGAUCAUCCCUGCCAUCUCGACCUCCUAUCUCGCAAGAGGGCGCCUCUCUGGGCCUAGCGAUACCGCAGCCCAUUCAUCACUCGACCUAGCCAGAUGUUCGGUGACAGCAAGCCACGCUUUCCCACGCGGACCAUCGGAUUAUUAUACGAUUAAGUCUCGCACAGUGAGAUUGCCGCACUCCACUUCGCAGCUUGCUAUCAUAUACUCCCAAGAGGUCUAGCA
Messenger RNA from Ceraceosorus bombacis, 717 nucleotides. The record is from the annotation of a GenBank genome assembly. Lineage: Eukaryota; Fungi; Basidiomycota; Exobasidiomycetes; Ceraceosorales; Ceraceosoraceae.